CACAGGCACAUGCGUAUGACCACCCAGGUCUUUCGUGCAGACUACAUUAUGUGUUUCAGGGAUUUUGACAAACGACAUUUUAAUACGAAUAUAAGCAGACAUAACACGGGCUUUUAGCCUUUAUACUGCACACAAAUAUUCGGUGCGAGAGGGGACCCGAGUCGGAGGGCGGAAAAACAGUCACAAAUGAAGUGUGAGAACUGCACAAAGAAGGAAUGCAGCAAGAAACAGCCAGGUGGUGAAUACCAAAGUUCAUCAAGCAACUCUGUGGGGAAGACAGAAGAAAAUGGGGAGCUGAGUGAGUUCCACAAACUAGUCAGCGAGAGAGUGUUUCUUAGUGACUGUCUGGCUUGUGAUCGGUGCAUUACAGAACAGGAGCGCCACAGGAUAUCUCAGCAGAACCUUAAGGAAUUCUCCCGGGUUCUAGGCCUUAACAAGAAAUGUGAUACCUCAAAACACAAAGUGCUGGUAGUCUCCCUUUGCCCUCAGUCUCUGCCUUUCUUUGCUGCCAAAUUCAACCUCGGCAUUCCUGAUUCCACCAGGAAGCUUUGUGGAUUUUUGAAGAGUCAAGGGGUGCACCAUGUGUUUGAUGCCACCCUGGCGGCUGACUUCAGCCUCUUGGAGAGCCAGAGGGAGUUUGUCCAGCGGUACCGGAGGAGGAACCAAGACCAGCAGGCUCUGCCUAUGUUCACCUCUGCCUGCCCAGGGUGGAUCCGCUAUGCAGAGCGUGUUUUGGGUAGCCUUGUGACCCCACACAUCUGCACCUCCAAAUCCCCCCAGCAGAUAAUGGGCUCUCUGGUCAAGGACUAUUUCACCAAACAGCAGAAGCUCUCCCCAGAUAAAGUGUACCAUGUGGUGGUGGCACCCUGCUUUGAUAAGAAGUUGGAGGCUUUGCGGGAGGAGUUCUACAACAGCCUGCUGGAAAGCCAAGAUGUAGACUGUGUUGUCACCUCAGGGGAAAUCAUGCUCAUGAUGGAGGAGCAAAAGGUUUCAAUUGAGAGCUUGGAUUCCAUUCCUUUAGAUCAUGUAUCAUGUGAAAUAGUUUAUAAGACUCUGAAGAACCGGGACUUCCAGGAGGUGACACUGGAGAAGGAUGGAGAAACACUCUUACAGUUUGCUGCUGUAUAUGGCUUCAGAAAUAUACAGAACAUGAUUCAAAAGCUCAAGAAAGGAAAGUUCCCUUACCAGUUGGUGGAGGUGCUUUCCUGUCCAGGAGGCUGUCUGAAUGGGAAAGGCCAGGCGCAGCUGGAAAGCGGGAAACCGGACCGGGCAUUGCUGCAGCAGAUGGAGGAGGUGUACACCAGCCUGCCAAUGAGGUUACCAGAGACUAGCCCCCAGGUGCACAGGCUCUACCAGGACUGGCUGGAGGGAGCUGACUCCCCCAGGGCUCGGCAGGUCCUUCACACGCAAUACAGGCCAGAGAACCAGGCGGCCAGCUCGCCGGACUACAAGUGGUAGCCUGGCCCUCUCUCCCUGAUCAGUAAAUCUCCGACUUUCAUGACACAGCCACGCAGCUUCUUCAUCCAGAUAUGAGGGAAUUUAAUUUGGAUUCUUCUUUCUUUAAUUCACACUCGCCAAUUAUGUCCCCCAUUUAUACAUUUUUAUAUUCAUAUAUAUUAAUAUGAUUUGUCCCGGCAGCAGUGCACGGGGCUUAGAAAAUCACACACACACACGUUCUCUGAGACUGGUGUGGGAGAUCUUGGCACUUCCAUUGUGUUCUGCUACAGGGCUUUGACCUAGCUUGUGUUUCAUCCGUUUAAUUAACCCUUAAUUGUUCCAGUGAUCCUGGUGCUGUGGAUUGCUUAAACACUUGAGGGUCGAUGAAAGGAAAUAAAAUGUAGAUUAGAACAGGUGCGUCAGGGUUGCCAGAUCCAAAUUAGGGCAGUGGAACCCUCAUUUCAUGCUUUGGUUAACUGAAAGAAAUUUCCAGACACUUGCAUCAAUUCUUGAAAAUAUUUUACAGCUAAUGAUCCCAUAAUCCAGUGCAUUAUUUAAUUUAGUUUGACGUUCUAGUGAAAUUAAUUUAAGGGAAAUUCUAGUGCAUUUUUACUGGAAGUGAACUGAAGGUUAAAAGGGAGUGAGGAACCAAAAGGCUUUGUGGUCUUGCAUGAACCAGCUGACUCCUCUACACUGGACAGCCUCCUGCCUGAGGUGUAAUUUUUGGGCCUUUUUUGUUAAGCAGUUUUAGGAAAGCAAACCUAUUUUGUGUUUUGUUUUUGUUUUAAAUAAUGUUCCAAAAAAGUAGAGCAGUAGACGUUCUUUCUAUUUACUAGACCUUUGUUUUAAAUGUUUUAGGUAGUUUUAAACUGCUUGUUGCAUCUUGACAGCUGUAGCAGCAAUGUGCUCAAGCUGCCUCCCUCAUAUCUUUUUCCUUUCUGAAGCUCGACUCAAUGGCUGCCGUUUUUGAGUGUUCUUUAAAAGUGAAAAUCCAAUGGAAAAUUUUAACAACUAAUUCAUGAAUGUUUUGUGUAUGGCUAUCCAUACUCUCUACCAUUUCUGCAAAAUAUUUUGUCACGAUGAAUGAUUUAGAAAUAACCUUUUGGUGCUAUGAUCAAUUUUCACACUACAGAGAGAACUGUGAAACAGCUGCCAUUAAGUUUGCUCUGCUUUACAUUUUCCCUGUAUUAGUAGUUUUGUUAGACCUAUUCUGCCACUCAGUUCCAGUGCAGACAGAAGCAGACACCAUGCUUAGCAUUGCAUAGAUGUCUUCAGCGGCAAAGAACUUAACCAUAGCUUUCACGACAGAUUUAUUUGAAUAAAUUUGAUAUCACCAAUGAGGUUGAGGGAUUAUUUUGAUCUUAUACGGUGGAAUGAGCCUCUUCUCCAAUAAGCAUUGAUCAUCUCGUACUGGGCUGCACGGUCUACAGUGAAGGCAAGUGGCUCAGAGGAUUCUGUCUGUACCCUUAUUCUCGCUGUGAGUGGCAGCAGGGUUAGUGGUAAGGCUUGAAAUCACACAACCUUCAGGUCUAAAUUUGGGUAUGUACUGUAUAUAUAUAUAAGACUAUAUAUAUAUAUUAUAACAAAAAGAAGACUGGAAAAAAUAUGAUUAUCCUGUCUUAACCUUUGUCAUCAGAGCCCUUUCUGCAUAUUACAAAUGGAUUGCUAGUUGAUACAGAAUGACAGAAGUGUCAAUGGUUUAGACAUUUAAAUGUUAAAAACAAAAUCUAGUCCUGCUGUGAAACAAACCUCAGAACUUUUUGGUAAGUUUAAUAAAUUCACAAAGUGUUUUUCCAUCUCUGUCCUUCUGAUGGUCACUGUGUGCAGUGGACACUCACAUGAAAGUACCAGAGUAUACUAAUAUUCCAGAUCUUUUUCUAUGUAGUUUGGCACAGUGUCAAAAUUAAGACCUGGAUACUCUCUUUAUUGAUUUCAUAAAACAGAAUUAUGCAUAUUUCUGACUUCAUCAAACAUGCGCAUUGUACCUGCAUGGGGAAAGGUGGAAAGUAAGGAUGUCCAAUCCUCUGUGAUAAACAUUGUUUUUUUUACAUCUGUUGGUCUUUAAAAUAGUUACUGUAAUGUCAACAAAUUUUGCAAAACCACAACCACAAAACUAAAUAGAACAUCUGCACUGACAUCAUGUUCUCUAAUUGACUUUCUCUUAUAUCAGCUGUCGGCUGGCUGAAUACACCAGAAAGCAAAAAGGAUUGUUAAACAUAUGUGGAAACAGUGCUGCUGUGCUCACACCUAUUAGUAUUUCACCUGUAAUCACUUGGUGUGAGUGUGUGCGUGUCUGUUUACUGUGUCACCUAUGAUGGACUGGAGUCCUGUCCAGGGUGUAUCCUGCCUUACACCUGUUGCUUGCCUAGAUAGGUUCUGGAUCCCCCGUGACGCUGAAGUGGAUGGGUGGAUAGAUGUCCUUGUUUAUUAGUUAGGAGACACAUCAGUUUGUUUAAUUUCUUCCCGCAAAAUGUUUAACACAUUCUCCACCCAUGCUUUCCUUUCCACUUGAAUAAUACAGCACAGCAGUGGGGUCCAGUUGGACAUGAACCUUACAAAUAACAAGAAGAAAGAAAUAUUUUAGAAGUCGGAGCAAGGAUUUUAAAAUAAUUUCUUCCCAUGAUUUGAUAAUAAAAUGAUUGCAAUGCCUUGCAAAUUAUUCAGAUUUAAUCAGCAGUAAAUCCCUUUAGUCAGUGUUGAUCGCACACUCUUGCAACACAAUCCAGGUUGAAUAGCACAGCUGUCCUCAGUAACUCCCAUUUAAUUUGGUUUGUGUUGCCAGAAGAGGACAGGGACAUUUGGUUUUCCUUUUCCCUUGAAUAAUCCAUUACAACAAUGAGGUCCAGAUGGAUGUGAACCAUACAAAUAACAGGAAGAAAGAAAUAUUUUAGAAGUGGUAGCAAGGAUUUUUAAAAUGUCCUCAUUUGAGCACAGCUAAUAUUUUAAUAUGUCUGGAUUGGGUGCUCCCUGGAAUGUUCAGCAUUUCUAAACGUCAAAGUCCUCCCAUAAAUUUAAAAUUGUUCCCUAAGCAUACUUUAUAGGAAUCUUUGAAAAACAGAUUGCGAUGACAGAUAUUUCUUACAAUGUUUAAACUUAAAGAUUUCAGUGAAGCAGAAUUUUACCUGAAACUUGGUAUUACGUACUUGUCCCUUUUAUCAUGUCUGAAUUCUGACUCAAAUACUGCAAAUGUGAGCCAAAACAGUCCAAAAAUACAAUGUUUGUUCAUCUUAAACUUGGUGCUUCAUUAAUUGCCUAUAAUCUUGAAAUUAUAAUAAACAUAUCAGAAGAUGAA
Messenger RNA from Lepisosteus oculatus (spotted gar), 4729 nucleotides. Lineage: Eukaryota; Metazoa; Chordata; Actinopteri; Semionotiformes; Lepisosteidae. The record is from RefSeq and is a predicted model, not a curated record.